Molecule: messenger RNA, 1698 nt
Organism: Brassicogethes aeneus
Lineage: Eukaryota; Metazoa; Arthropoda; Insecta; Coleoptera; Nitidulidae
Source: the annotation of a GenBank genome assembly
GCAGUUCUUCCAUAAUUUUAAAACAAAAGGCGGGGUUUACAGAAAUUCCAAUAUAGGUAGCUAAAAAAAUGUCCGCCUCGCCAUCAAAAUCAACGUGUCUAAAGGUUUAAAACAAUCAUUGCAAAUAUUCAAAAAGGGGUCCGUUAUAAAAGAAACACCCUUCAAGUAUACAUAAAUACAGGACAUGAUUUGUGUGCUUAUCUUAACUUUAUUGUUGGUUUAUAUUCUGUAUCGAGUUCAGAAAAAUGUUCAUUUACCUCCUGGACCUCUAAACCUGCCAGUUGUGGGUUCCCUAUUAUACUUGGAUCCAAAACAACCUCAUCUUACAUUAACUAAAUGGGCCAAGAAAUAUGGACCUGUUUUUGGAAUGAAUUUAGGAAGUGUAUAUACUGUAGUUUUGACGGACCCCAAAACAAUCAAAUCAGUCUUCUCGAAGGAUGUUACCACUUGCAGAGCUCCACUAUAUGUUACUCAUGGGAUUAUGAAAGGAUAUGGUAUUGUUUGCUCGGAAGGAGAUUUGUGGAAAGAUCAAAGAAAAUUUAUUUAUAAUUCAUUAAGGCAAUUUGGUGCAGCAAAAAUUAGCGAAAACAAAGAAAAAAUGGAAGAACUUAUCAUGGAAAAUGUUUUGGAUUUUAUAAAUCAUAUAAAAGAAAUGGGUUUGGAAGUUUAUAUAGAGCCAUUGGAACCACUUCGCCAUAACAUAGGCUCAAUAAUGAAUCAAAUUGUAUUUGGCCAUUCGUGGAGUAGAGAGGAUGAAACUUGGAACUGGCUGCAAAACUUACAAGAAGAAGGUAUAAAACUUAUAGGAGUAGCAGGACCUCUUAACUUUUUACCAUUCUUAAGGUAUAUACCGAUGUUUAAAAGGACCAUGGACUUUUUAAUAUCUGGUAAACUUAAAACUCAUAAAUUGUACCAAGACCUCAUAAAGAAACAAUGUGAAAAUAUAAUAAGUGAAGAUUAUAAUAAUUUGAUACAAGCGUUUAUAAUUGAGAAAGAAAAAAGAAAAGACACUAAAGAUAUCGAGAAAUUUUAUAAUGAUCAGCAAUUUUAUCACUUGUUGGCAGAUAUAUUUGGAGCAGGCUUAGAUACAACGUUAACUACCUUAAGAUGGUAUUUAUUAUUUAUGGCCACAAACCCUCAACAUCAGGAUAUACUACGUCAACAAAUAGAAGAGGAGGUAGGAAAUCGACUAGUAAAAUUAUCCGACAUCCAUUCUUUACCAUGGUUGGAAGCUUCAAUCGCUGAAACCCAAAGAAUAAGAUCAGUUGUUCCAUUAGGAAUACCUCAUGGUACACAAGAAGAAUUCAAAAUUGGAAAAUAUAAAAUUCCAAAACAAACCAUGAUAGUUCCUUUGCAAUGGGCAGUUCAUAUGAAUGAAGAAGUGUACGAAAAUCCAAAUGAAUUCAAUCCCAAAAGGUUUCUCAGCAAACAAGGACAAUUUAUUAAAAAUCCUAAUUUUAUUCCAUUUCAAACUGGAAAAAGAAUGUGUAUUGGUGAUGAAUUUGCUAGAAUGAUUCUAUAUUUAUUUGGGAGUAAUAUUAUACAGAAUUUUCGAUUAACAGUCAAAGAUAAAGAAUCAGUAGAUUUAACCGGAGAAUGUGGAAUAACAUUAAACCCAAAACAUCAGAAAAUAUUAUUUCAAAAAUUAUUUUAAUAUAAAUUAAAAGUAUAAUUUCAUUUAUUGUAAUGAAACUACCU